Messenger RNA from Cryptotermes secundus, 4783 nucleotides. RefSeq names its product fatty acid 2-hydroxylase (gene Fa2h). Gene Ontology annotation, cellular component: endoplasmic reticulum; membrane. Bases 2335 to 3321 code for a protein of 328 amino acids. The record is from RefSeq and is a predicted model, not a curated record. The transcript is spliced from 7 exons. Gene Ontology annotation, molecular function: heme binding; fatty acid 2-hydroxylase activity; iron ion binding. Gene Ontology annotation, biological process: fatty acid metabolic process; lipid biosynthetic process. Lineage: Eukaryota; Metazoa; Arthropoda; Insecta; Blattodea; Kalotermitidae.
UUAAUUUCUUACAACAAAAUAAAACUCCAGUGAAAACUAACAAAACAUAAUACUGCUUAAUUCAAAUACAUAUAUUACAUUCUUAUCUUUUCAUCUCUAAACAUACACAGUUGAGCCAGUGUUCAUAACAAUGACACAGGAAGCUAUUCCCACACAUCAUGAUUUCCUACACAUUCCAAACCAGGCUGAUUGUUUGGCUGAUAACAUUAAACUUUUUUGUCGGCAGUUUCACCUUAUGUCACAUGUAAAAAACAGAUGUAGUGCCCUUGUAUUGAAUAUAGCUCACAUCCUGCAUAUCUGUGCCAUACCAAUGUUUCGGUUUGAGGUAUGAGUACACUACAGCCAAGUUCCCUCUGCAUAAACCAAGGUAUAAAAAUAUUUUCUUCAUUAUACAAAUAUAAAAUAAAUUCUAAAUGGUUUUGACAAUGGUGUACUCAUAUUAUACUCAGGAUUACUAAAUUUCUUUAGGUUGUCCAUCAUUUAAUAUUCUGAUAGACCAUAAUAUUUUGAAAAAGGGAUCUGUUUUCAUCCUCAGGUGACAGGAUGAGGAUGAAUCUACUCUGUAGGACCUGACAGAAAGAGCUACUGAGAUUAGCUAUUUCGAAUCGAUGUGGUUCACCAUCUUUACACCUGAGGAUGGAAACAGAUGAAAUUUCCAAAACACUGCUUUCUUUCAGGAUAGUAUGCAAUGGACAAAGUCCAGAAACUCAGCAAUCCCGAGACAAAUCUAACAAUUUGGUAGUUUCUGUGUUUCUUCCUGAUAUGAAACAGACAAAAAAAUUACUCACACUGUGGUCUUCUAGGUUACAAUGAUGUGUUGUACUCACAACAAGGUAGAUGAGCACCAACAUUUUGGAAGAACACAUUACUGCCAUCUUCAGGCAGAAAUCAUCCAAAUAGGGAAAACUGGAGGGUUAUGUAGAUGUGGUGUGAAAGAAAACGAUUCAUGGCGUACAAGAGAGGCAAAUGACAUGAAGAGAGGAACGAGAAACCAGGGUAAAGGCAGACCAGUGGGAACUGUAGGUCCAGACAAGGGCAAUUACACCAGCAGGGGGAGCGGGUAAGAAUUAAAACAUGCCAUAUUACCUAUUUGGCUUAAUUCGAUCCUGUAGAUAGGGGCAGAAUGGUCCUCCAAAACAUUGGUACCCCUUUACCAGCGAAAAUGACAUAAUAAUUCAGAACACAACCAUGAGAAUUACCACUGUUAUGAAACCUCCAAAUCUAUAUAAAACCGAGAUUCAUGCUCAAAUUAGAUAGUAAUUCAGGAAAUGCUUCUUAAUAUUUGGAUGAAACUGUUUGCCAGAAUACCAAACACUAAGAUAUAAAUGAAAUUGGAAGUUCUGUUGCUUUCAAGCAUGGUCUCAUUUCUGAGAUAUAUUAAACUGCAAAGAGUAGGAAAACCAAGGUAUCCAGAGAAGUAGCUGAGCCAAGAACAGAUGACAUAAGUAGGUAGUGGAGGAUGUUAUACAGUUAUCCAUAAAGGCCUCAUCUAUUUCGUUGAAAUCAAAACAAUGUAUAUGAAAUGGAAUAAUGGAAUACGGUGAUAUUUUCAUGCAGCAUGAGUGUGGGUGGGGUAGUGGGGGUGACAGGUCACCUGCCAGCAUGUCCGGGUGUCUCACUCAUCAGGACUUCCAGACCUCCCUCACUGCAUUUUCCAAGAACGCAGUUGCUUCGUCUCUUGUUCAUACACUUGACCCGUCUACAAAUAUUACCUGUAUUGAACCUUGGUUGCAGGACAAAAAGGAAAUUGUGUUGAGUGUAAUCAUGAGCUGAGAAGCAGGGCAACAGUGCACGAGGAUCUAGAUGUGAAGCUGACAGUGCACAAAUUUGCAGUGUUCAGUGCAAGAUAAAAAUGAAAACAGUGCAGUGACAUAGUGAAAUAGUGGUGGACUAGACAAGCUCAUAUCAGGAUCUCAGGUACCUUACUGAUAACCAGAUAUUGACUGUUUUGAACCAAGAUAAACAUUACAACUUGUGUUAGAAGUUCAACUGAAGAGGGAUGCCACUCUGUAAGCGAUUUUGGAACAAUUAAGCAUGAAAAAUGCAGACUAAGACCAGCUGGCGGCCAUCCAAGCAUAACUUUAAAAGGACACAAAUGCCAGACAGGAAGAACAAAAAAAUAUAAAAUAAAACCUGACACAGACAGAUGAAGGGCGCCAUUAUGGUGGUUCAGCAGCUAGACCCAAGCCUUCACAAAGUCAGUAGUGAGCUACAGAUUACACAACAAGAGUUGGAAGGGACAUGACUCGAUGUGUUUAUCCUAACGGUGGCCAGGUAACAACCUGAAAACAACCUUAAGUCAUAUUAAGACUGGCCAAUACAGCUUCAUGAAAUAUGAUGGCUGUGAGCAAUGGCAAUGCUACAACACAUGCCACUGAAGAGAAGUUCAUCAUAAAACAUGAAGGAGAAACAUAUGACAUUGCAAGGUUUCUGAAGUUUCACCCAGGUGGGCGGAACUCUGUGUCACCAUAUAAGGGGCUCUCAAUCACCAAGAAAUUUCAUGACAUUAACCAUUCUGCUGCUGCCACCUACCUUAUGAGAGAAUACAGACUGCAUGGCAUGUCACAAAAUUCUGCUGUUGAGGAUUUGGAGAAGCUGGUUGACUGGAGCAAACCAAUGCUUAGUCAAGUGGGCAAGCUAGGACCAUGCUACGAAGAAUGGGUGUCUUCUCCUGUGGACCGCAGGCUGCGGUUAUUCUACUCGGACAUAGCAGAGAACAUGUCUAUGACACCCUGGUACUUGAUUCCUAUUGUGUGGAUUCCUGUAUGCAUAUUUUUCAUUUAUCGGGGAUGGCUGAUGAAUCAACAGGCAAUUAAUGAUGGUGUGGGCCUGCUAUGGGCAGUGUGCAGUUUCCUGACUGGUAUCAUAAUGUGGUCCAUUCUGGAGUAUUCUUUACAUCGCUGGGUGUUUCAUAUGCAGCCACCAGCAACGUCACCAUUCCUCAUCAUGUUCCACUUCCUGAUGCACGGUUUACACCACAAGGUGCCAUUUGAUGACCGCCGUCUGCUCUUCCCACCCAUACCAGCAGCCAUAAUAGCAGCAAUAUUAUAUUCAAUGUAUGCAAUAAUAUUUCCAUCAUGGAUGGUGUCAUUCACUGCAGGAGGCACUGUUCUGGGUUACACUGUGUAUGAUUUGUUGCACUACUAUCUUCACUAUGGGUCACCAAAAGAUGGAUCAUAUCUCUAUUACAUGAAGCGUUACCACAAUCAGCACCACUUCACGCAUCACGAAUCUGCAUUUGGAAUAAGCAGUACUUUCUGGGAUAAGAUCUUCGGAACAGAAAUUGUCCUUAGGAAAUUGAGCAGAGCUCUCAAAUGGUGACCUUGAAAGUUCCCAACAUUGGAGAAGCGUGAAGCAGUGACCAAUUUUAUAUAGCCAUAAAAGUGUACAGUAUCUUAGAUUGACACAUGACUUCAUCUUUGCUGAGGCCACAGAUAGUCUCUCAUGGAUCUCCCCCUCCACACCUCUUUCUAGCUGUUAUGCUUCCCCUCCAAUAUAUUUCAAAAAAACGGACAUUGCUAACAAUAAUCUUUAUGAAAGACAAGUUCACUAAUAUAGGCCAGAUGUUUCUGAAACAUAAGGAACAGAGAUGGAACCUCAAGCACUGUUAUUCCUAACAUCUGUGGGUGUUCUUGCCAUGGCCUGAAUACAGCAGUGAGACUGUCGGGUGUUACAGUCAUGACAUACCAGAGCUGCUGUGGACGUGACAGCAUUUCAUGCAAUUUUUAUACCUAUGUAUGUCUAUAUUUUGGGUUGUUAAUACUGGGACACAACCUGAAAACUUUCACAUUUUAAAUUUUGUCUGCCUUGAAGUGCCUUUCCAUUAAAUUUCAAACAUUUUCAGUGAUUUUCCUGUUUUCUUUAUUUAAGAGCACUGUCAGUAUCUCAGACUACACAGUGUCAAACAACAGAAUGAUAACGAAUUGGAAAGGAUGUGGAAGGUAGCAGUAGUGGUUUCACAUAUGAUACAAUCCCAGCAUUUCCUGAAAAUGACCCAGCAAAAACUAUAAGAAAACUUGCAGCCCCAGCCAAGAUUCAAACUGAGAACCUCUUCAAUAUAAAUGUCAUUGCUUGAGUAAAGUAACUCACUUUUUUAAAGUCUGAAGCACUAGCAUGCAUCAUGCACAAAUGAUAAACAUAUUUUUUGAAGCCAAGAGAUAAAACUAAAAAAUAUGAAAAAUUCAGUUCCUACUGCACAUAAAACAUCACAUCACCAUUAAAAUCAGGUAAUGCUGUUUGGGAAAGUAAUCACUGUUUAGCCUGAGAAUAUUACUGAAAGACAAUACAGUCUGUGGACAAAAGUGUAGAGUUUCAGAAUAUUAUGCAGGGUACAUAUAGUUACCACUGUGCUGUGAAGAGAAGUACAAUAUUGACACAGUAUUUGUAAAGCUCUGUUAACAAAUUCAGUUGGUCUAAUGCAAAUGUUCUUUCAGAUAAUGACAUUCAAUAUGUCAUUGCUAUCUGAUAAUAUGACCCUGUUACUGUAGUUCUGAUCCAACAUUACUGCAAGGCAAACUGAUUCUAAACUCUGUCAAUGAUAUACUGGCAACACUGAUGACUAGUCACAUGAAGUAUUAUAAUUCUGAAAUCCAAAUAAAACAGAAAUAAUCUGUCAGCCUUAUCAUGAAUGCUAAAUCACAAUACAUGAUGUAUGCUGGAUCCGGUUUUCUUAACAUAAAUGAAAUUAGUACCACUUUUUACUUUGUAAAUCAGUAUUUUGUGUCCUUGUACAGUUUUUAAUAAAAUUACUUAUGUUAUAUAAAAAUUUGUUUUUGAUUAUAUU